AUGCUUCUGGAGGCUUCCCCCGCAAGGUAUAAUCUAAAGAACCAAACAAACGUUGUGGAAUUCUGGAUAGUUGGGUUUGAAAAUGUCCAACAUUUUAAAACUGUACUCUUUAUACUAUUUCUGAUGAUUUACAUUUUAACAGUUACUGCAAAUGUCAUGAUUAUUUUAUUGGUGGCGUCUUCCAGGUAUAUUCGCUUCCCUAUGUACUUCUUCCUCAGUCAUUUGUCUUUCAGUGAUCUCAUCCUCACAACCACUAUCGUACCUGAAUUGCUCCACGUCAUCGGAAGAGAAGGAAGUACCAUCCAAUUUUAUGGGUGCUUUGCCCAGUUUUACUUCUUCUGCUUGUCAGGUAUGUCUGAGUGCUUGCUCCUGGCGGUAAUGUCCUACGAUCGAUACUUGGCCAUUUGUAACCCAUUGCGUUAUUCCUCCAUUAUGGAUAUGAAGCUUUGUGUUUAUCUUGUGAUCCCACCGUGGAUAUUUGGGAUACUUUUGGCUUCACCACAUAUUAUAUUGUUAAACCAGUUAUCAUUUUGUGAUUCAAACAUCAUUCAUCAUUUUUUCUGCGAUCUGGUUCCACUUCUUAAUCUUUCUUGUUCUGACACAUCGAUAAAUCACAUAGUACUCAUGGUUAUGUCUUUGCCAUUUUUAUUUCUUCCAUUCAUUUUUAUUACUAUAACUUACAUAAACAUUACUAUUGCCAUCUUAAGGAUUUCCACCACCACCGGGAGACGAAAAGCCUUCUCCACCUGCAGCUCUCACCUGACCGUUGUAUGUCUAUAUUACGGGACACUGAUAAUUAAUUACCUCGUCCCAUCUAACAAAGAAUAUUUGGGGUUGCAAAAUCUAGUUUCUGUGCUUUUUACCAUAGUAACUCCUUUGCUGAAUCCUAUUUCGUAUGGACUGAGGAAUGAACAGAUUAGAGGAGCAUUAAUAAAGUUUAUCUUAAAGAGAACGAGAACAAUGAAAAACAAACUGUAGAGAUGUCAAAAUGGAAGAGGUGACCAUCUUUAUUGUAGUCUAAAUUUAUGUUAAAAAGACUUGUUAUAGCACAACUGUA
Molecule: messenger RNA, 1057 nt
Organism: Pelobates fuscus (common spadefoot toad)
Lineage: Eukaryota; Metazoa; Chordata; Amphibia; Anura; Pelobatidae
Product: olfactory receptor 8H1-like
Exons: 2
Coding region: 1-978 (325 amino acids)
Biological process (GO): G protein-coupled receptor signaling pathway
Cellular component (GO): membrane
Molecular function (GO): G protein-coupled receptor activity; olfactory receptor activity
Source: RefSeq, a predicted model, not a curated record